Molecule: messenger RNA, 2352 nt
Organism: Phodopus roborovskii (desert hamster)
Lineage: Eukaryota; Metazoa; Chordata; Mammalia; Rodentia; Cricetidae
Gene: Zbtb47
Product: zinc finger and BTB domain containing 47
Exons: 6
Coding region: 160-2337 (725 amino acids)
Biological process (GO): regulation of transcription by RNA polymerase II
Cellular component (GO): nucleus
Molecular function (GO): protein binding; RNA polymerase II cis-regulatory region sequence-specific DNA binding; DNA-binding transcription factor activity, RNA polymerase II-specific
Source: RefSeq, a predicted model, not a curated record
CCUGCGCCUCCGCCCGCCCGCCCGCCCGCCCGGCCGCGCCCCCGGGGCCAUGGUCGCGGGGGCGGCCCCCAGCGCGGCGCUUCAUGGGGCGGCCCGGGCCCGGCCGCCGGGGGCAGCGCGAUCCUGCGGGGCCCUGUGAGCUCCCAGCGCCGCGGCACCAUGUUGCUGGUGGAGAAGACUACAGACUCCCCGGCGGCAGAGUUCUCGCUGGUGGAGGACGUGGCCCUACACUUCGCCUGCUUGAUGGGCCGCCUGAACGAGCAGCGCCUCUUCCAGCCAGACCUGUGCGACGUGGACCUGGUGCUGGUGCCUCAGCGUAGCGUGUUCCCCGCACACAAGGGCGUGCUGGCUGCUUACAGCCAGUUCUUCCACUCGCUGUUCACGCAGAACAAGCAGCUGCAACGGGUCGAGCUGUCUCUUGAGGCGUUGGCGCCCGGGGGCCUGCAGCAGAUCCUAAACUUCAUCUACACGUCCAAGCUGCUGGUGAACGCCGCCAACGUGCACGAGGUUCUUAGUGCGGCCUCGCUGCUGCAGAUGGCGGACAUCGCAGCCUCCUGCCAGGAGCUGCUGGACGCCCGCUCCCUGGCGCCCUCGGGCCCCGUGGCCCUGCCACAGCCAGCGGCCAGCUGCGCCCCGAUGCCUCCACCACCCUACUACUGUGACAUCAAGCAGGAGGCGGACACCCCGGGCCUACCGAAGAUCUACGCCCGAGAGGGCCCGGACCCCUACUCUGUGCGCGUGGAGGACGGGGCAGGGACCACUGGGGACUCUGCUGGGGAUUCUGCUGCUCCUGGGCCGGCACAGCCGCUCCUCUUCAAGGAGGAAAAGGAAGGGGCGCCUGAGGAGGCCGAGGCCCCUGGUAGCCUGUGCAAGCUAGAAAGUGGAGAGGGUGUGGAGCCAGGAUUGGGUGCCUCGGGCACCUAUGGGCGCCAGGAGCAAUCACAGAUCAUUGUGGAGGUGAAUCUCAAUAACCAAACUCUGCAUGUGUCCACUGGGCCUGAGGGCAAGCCAGGCGCUGGGGCCACUGUGGUGCUGGGCCAGGAGGAUGGGAUGCAGGAACAUUCAGAAGAGGAGGAGGAAGAAGGAGGAGGGAGUGGAGGGGAGGAGGAGGAAGAGGAGGAGGAAGAAGAAGGAGGCAGCCAGGGAGAGGAGGAAGAUGAGGAAGGGCCCAGUGAGCAGGAGGAUGAAGAUGAAGAGGAUGGCCAGAGCGAGCAGGAUGCAGAGAGUUCAGAGGAAGAGGGGGAGGCUGAAGGCAGGCAGGAUCCUGCAGGUCCUGCAGGGUGUCAAGGCAGCCAGGAGGACCCUCCGCUGCACAGCCGCAUGUCCACACGGUCCCGGGGACAGAACACUCAGCGCCGAGCCACUCCUGAGCCAGAGGAGGCCGGGCGCAGAGGUGGGAAGAAGCCCAAGGCCUCUGGAGCUGCUCCUGCAACCCAGGCAGCUGAUGGGCUGGGGGCCAAGGUGAAGCUGGAGGAGAAACAGCAACAUCCCUGCCAGAAGUGCCCUCGGGUCUUCAACAACCGCUGGUACCUGGAGAAGCACAUGAACGUGACCCACAGCCGCAUGCAGAUCUGCGGCCAGUGUGGGAAGCGCUUCCUGCUGGAGAGUGAGCUGCAGCUGCAUCGCCAGACAGACUGCGAGCGCAACAUCCAGUGCGUAACAUGUGGCAAAGCCUUCAAGAAACUCUGGUCCCUGCACGAGCACAACAAGAUCGUGCACGGCUACGCCGAGAAGAAAUUCUCCUGCGAGAUCUGUGAGAAGAAGUUUUACACCAUGGCCCAUGUGCGUAAGCACAUGGUCGCCCACACCAAGGACAUGCCCUUCACCUGUGAGACCUGUGGGAAGUCCUUCAAACGCAGCAUGUCCCUCAAGGUGCACUCGCUGCAGCACUCCGGGGAGAAGCCUUUCCGCUGCGAGAACUGCAAUGAACGCUUCCAGUACAAGUACCAGCUGCGGUCACACAUGAGCAUCCACAUUGGCCACAAGCAGUUCAUGUGUCAGUGGUGUGGCAAGGACUUCAACAUGAAGCAGUACUUCGAUGAGCACAUGAAGACCCACACAGGGGAGAAGCCAUAUAUCUGUGAGAUCUGUGGCAAGAGUUUCACCAGCCGCCCCAACAUGAAGCGCCAUCGGCGCACCCACACGGGAGAGAAGCCCUACCCAUGUGACGUGUGUGGCCAGCGCUUUCGCUUCUCUAACAUGUUGAAGGCACACAAGGAGAAAUGCUUCCGGGUCAGCCACCCACUGCCCAGCGACCCCGCCGCCCUGCCCGUCACGCACCUGCAGCCCACAAACCCGCUCUUCUCCACUGCCGCUCCCAGGCUGGACACCAACUGACCCCCAGCAAGGCCC